This is a messenger RNA of Ylistrum balloti, 531 nucleotides long. RefSeq names its product keratin-associated protein 5-4-like. NCBI's taxonomy places the organism in Eukaryota, Metazoa, Mollusca, Bivalvia, Pectinida, Pectinidae. The transcript has 2 exons. The record is from RefSeq and is a predicted model, not a curated record. Bases 1 to 531 code for a protein of 176 amino acids.
AUGUGGAGGUGUUCAGUUACCAGUGUGUGUCGGAGGUGUUUACUCAGCAGUGUGUGUCGGAGGUGUUCACUCAGCAGUGUGUGUUGGAGGUGUUCACUCAGCAGUGUGUGUCGGAGGUGUUCACUCGCCAGUGUGUGUCGGAGGUGUUCACUUACCAGUGUGUGUCGUAGGUGUUCACUCAGCAGUGUGUGUCGGAGGUGUUCACUUACCAGUGUUCACUCAGCAGUGUGUGUCGGAGGUGUUCACUCAGCAGUGUGUGUCGGAGGUGUUCACUUACCUGUGUGUCGUAGGUGUUUACUCAGCAGUGUGUGUCGGAGGUGUUUACUCAGCAGUGUGUGUCGGAGGUGUUCACUUACCAGUGUGUGUCGGAGGUGUUUACUCAGCAGUGUGUGUCGGAGGUGUUCACUUACCAGUGUGUGUCGGAGGUGUUCACUCAGCAGUGUGUGUCGGAGGUGUUCACUUACCAGUGUGUGUCGGAGGUGUUCACUUACCAGUGUGUCGGAGGUGUUCACUCGCAAGUGUGUGUCGUAG